CUUGAACCCUUUAGAUUUUGCACUCGCAAAUAAUUUGAGCACGGCCCUUCUGGUUCCGUGCGAGGCUAGCAAGCUGAAGGCUACACCCAACUUUCUAAGCAGCAGCGCGGCUAAAGGAGUAUGCAUUGAGACUUUCUCGUGCGUCCGCAUAGCGAGAUAUGGUACCGCUAGGCUCUAGGAGUUAUGGUUAGUGUCCGCACCUGCUAGUUGCAAACGACUAGGGCUUCAGCUGUUUUUAACCAACGCAUUUUUGUUAAGGAGGCUCUGUAUGGAGCCCCUUACAAUUUUGUGACGUUAUUGCGGAGACAAUGAAUCACCAAGGCGACGUCACCGGUAGACAACUUGAGAAUGGCCAGGAGCAUACAAUGCUCACCAGCCCAUUCCACCUAUCUACUGAAGCUGUUCAACAGCGACAAAAUUUGCCAUCGGCUGCAGUAGACGGGCCAAACAGCAAAAGCCCGCGAAGUGGACAAAAUGCAUUGGCGAUGUUUGCAGAACCUCCAUUCUCAAGCAAUGCUUCCCAGCGUCCUCACUACUUCUCACCACAAAGCCCACCUGCCGCUUCGUCAUACCGUCACCCAGCGGUUCAGCCAUGGAUCUCCCUGCCGCACACAUUGGCGCCACAUCCCCAGCAGCCUGCCGCUCAAACCACACAUCCCAGCACAGCCCCAGACCCAACCCUCACCAUCGCUCACCAAUACAACAACGCCAUCCAAGCCUACCAUCAAGACGCUUACGCCGCUGUCGAGGCUGCGGAAGGGCCGACAGCAGCGAACGCAACAGCAGCGGCUGAGGAGACUGGGGACAUGGAUUCUUGGGACCCGGUGGCUGAUUUCAUGACAUCAGACUCGGUCGAUGCGCAGGCGUCCGUUCCCCCGCUCCGACUGGAUCUGGAGGAGUUACACCAGCAGCAGCAGCAGGCGGAGGAGGUGUGGAGUGAGGAGGAGCUGCAGGUGGCGGAGGGGAGUGAGGAGGAGAAGCAGGUGGCGCAGGAGCAGCAAGCGGAGCAUGCGGUACACGAGGGGGAGGACGUGCCACACCCGCGGCAGCCCUCGCCAGUCCCUGAGACCUUCCGCCCUAGCGCCGAGCCACCGCCGGACCCCCCCCGCAUGCAGCUCCUGCUUCCCCUGGAGGACACCUCCACACCUCCUGGGGUGCCGCCGCCGCCGCCGCUGACGGCUGCGUCGCGCGACCUGCCGACGGAGGCGGCGGCGGUGCUGCGGCACCCGCAUGCAUGCCCGCUGGGAUCACCAAUGCAGCAGCAGCAGCAGCCGCUACCGCCGUCACUGGUAACGGCGGCAGCGCCGGAGCCUCAGGGUGAGGAGGAGGCCGCGGCGGCUCCGCCUUCUGCAGAGUCGCCAUCGUGCUCGCCGCCACCGCCGCCGCCGCCACCACCACCAGAGGUCAACCCGACGGUAACUCAGUACCCGCAGCUGCGCCCACCGCUAGUGGGACAGCUCGAGGUGCGGGCGGAGGCGGAGCAGCAGGAGGGGCAGGAGGCGCAGGGAGAGGAGGAAAGGCAUGGGAGGCAUGAGAGGGAUGAUGAGCAACCGCAGCAGCAGCAGCACCCAAGCGCUAGUUUGUCCAGGAGGGGUCACGCCCACCGCGUCGACGCUAUCCCUGGAGUAGCGGCGGUUGCACCGGUUGCCCCCAUCUUGCGAACCCCACCUGUUACCAGGACCCAUGCAACCGCGCCAGCAGCAGCGGCGGCUGCAACGACCGCAUCGACAGCAGCUACCGCCCAGCCCUCCGGAGCUCCCCAAGAUGCGACACAUGCGCUGUCUCCCGCCCGCCGCACCGCCCCCACGGCACGCACUCCUGCCGCGGCACCCGCACCUGCAGCGGCACCCACGAUCCCAGCACACGCAGCAACUCCUGACACGGGACGUUGCUGCGUCAUCUGCGCGGCAACCCAUGCAAACAGAUGGUGCGGCUACAAACCUGGGAAGGGGGACGCAAAGCCCCGAGUCGCCCCCCGGCCCCAGUCACACGGCGCCCAGCCCAGCAAGCGCGUGGAGCUGACAUGCAGCCGGUGCUACCAUUGGCAACGCAGGCACGGUAGCUACCCGGGUGCGGAGGAGCUGGAGGCGAGGAGGCGGAGAGAAGAGGCCGCUAACGGCAAGCCCAAGAGCGGCAAGAAGAGGGUGCGGAAGGCAGAAGACGUGCCAGCAGCUGAGGCAGCGGCGGAGGAAGAGGAAGCGGCGCCGCCAGCCCGACGUGCCGCUGCUAGCAACACGCCAGCGACGGCGGGGGCGGCGGCAGCAGCAGCACUGGCGGCCCCUCCGGCAGCAGCAGGCAUUAGGAGGUCGCGGCGGGGGAUGGUUGGGGAUAAGCGGGAACGCGGGGAGCAGGAGGAUGUAGCGAAGGAGGCAGAGGGGGAGACGGAUGACCAGGCAGGCUCGGAAACGGAGGACGAGGAUGAGGAUGAGGAGGUGAUGCGGGUACCGAUAUCUAGGCUUAAGCAAGCUUCCGGAGAGCUACCCUGCGCAAAGCGACCUCGUACGUCAAAGCCGAGUGACGGCCUGCAUGCGGUGGGGGCUCAGACGGCUGGCGGCGUUGCCGCGGCGACGGCGGCGGCAGUGAAAGAGGCAACAGCCCCUGCCAGGUCGGAUCGGCUCGAACAUGCGGCUUCGCCGCCGCCGCCGCCCCUGCCGAAGAGAGCAGCGGCGGCAAAGGCAGCCCGCGCGAUCGCAAGUCAGGCCGCCACGGAAAGCGACCACAGGACGCGUGGCGACAAAGCUGCUUCUGCCGCUUUGCCGCCUCCACCGCCACCGACGGCGGCGGAGCUCUCCGCAGCGGCCAUGCAGCCGCCCCUGCCGAAGAGAGCAGCGGCGGCAAAGGCAGCCCGCGCGAUCGCAAGUCAGGCCGCCACGGAAAGCGACCACAGGACGCGUGGCAACAAAGCUGCUUCUGCCGCUUUGCCGCCUCCACCGCCACCGACGGCGGCGGAGCUCUCCGCAGCGGCCAUGCAGCCGCCCCUGCCGAAGAGAGCAGCGGCGGCAAAGGCAGCCCGCGCGAUCGCAAGUCAGGCCGCCACGGAAAGCGACCACAGGACGCGUGGCAACAAAGCUGCUUCUGCCGCUUUGCCGCCUCCACCGCCACCGACGGCGGCGGAGCUAUCCGCAGCAGCCAUGCAGCCGCCCCUGCCGAAAAGAGCAGCGGCGGCAAAGGCAGCCCGCGCGAUCGCAAGUCUGGCCGCCACGGAAAGCGACCACAGAAUGCCUGCUGCUCGGACGGUUCCGCCGCCGCCGCCGCCGGAGGUAGCGCCAAGAGGUGCCGCUGCGGCGGCGGCCGAGGGCUGCGGCGGUCCUGGCGUUGAUGAGGGCGUCGGACGCACAGGGGCGGCGGCAGCGGCGGCGAUGGCAGGUGCCACAGGGACCGAUACUGCUGUCCGCGCUGCCGCCGCUGCCGCCGUCAGUACGGCAAUGAGAUGCGCUGUUUGCAAAAGUACGACAACGCUGAGAGGCCAUUGGGCAACACACAAGCUGGACCCAAGCCUCAAGACGUGUACUGCCUGUAGCACCUACUUCUACAAGCAUAAGUCGUACGACGGCCGGGGCGACCGCAGCGGCGUGAGGGACACAGCUGCAGCGGGGGCCGCCGCCGCCGGUACGACAAUGCAGUGCUCGGUGUGCGGCAGUGCGAAACGGCCCGCAAAGGGCUGGUUGAAGCAUAAGCAGGAUCCAAGCCUAAAAACCUGCACUACAUGUUAUAACAGCUUCUACCGCUACGGUACGUACGACAGGCGGACAGGUCGCAGCGGCAAGCGAACCAACGGCGGCGCGGACGGCGGCAGCGGCGGCAGCGACGAUCACGGGGAUGCCGCCGACGGUACGGCAGCGGACGCCGUCGCUGAGGCGGCGGGGCAGGCUGCCAACGUCGCUCCAGCUCCCAGACCCAAUGCGGCUGCUGCACCUACCACCGCCGCCGCCACCCCAGCAACCGCUGCUGCUAACGCCGCCGCUGCCCCAGCAACCACUACUGCUGACGCCGCCGCUGCCCCAGCAACCACUACUGCUAACGCCGCCGCUGCCCCAGCAAUCACUACUGCUAACGCCGCCGCUGCCCCAGCGUCCGGCGGCAGCGACCUUUUUGGUGAAAGCGAUGACGACGAAAGGGACGGCGGCGGCGGUGGUGGCGACGAUGGUGGCGACGGCGGCAGCGAACAACAGCGCACGGCCGUGGCUUCGGCGCCGGCGGUGACGCCUGCUGGAGCGUCGUCAGCACACGUCAGCGCUGGUGCCCAGCAAACUGCCGUCGCUGACGCCGCUGACACCGCACGGAUAUGCUCCGUGUGCGGAACUGCGAAUGGGGGUCGUUGGCGGCGGCACAAGGUAGAUGUACGGCUGUGGACGUGUGCUGCGUGCGCGUCGUACUUCGUGCAGCACAAGACGUACGACAAGGGGGGUGACCGAAGCGCAAGCCAUGCCGCUGGCGGCGGCGGCGACGCUGCUAACGCCGCCGCCGUUCGUACGGCAACUGCUGCCGCCGCCGCUGAGGUUACCCCGCCAACGGCCAACGCCGCCGCUGUUGCUGCAACCGGGGGCACGACAAGGCGCUGUGCCGAGUGCCGAAGCACCCGUACCUCACACGGUUGGCGGACGCACAUGCUAGACUCCAAGCUGCGUGUCUGCAGCUCGUGCUACGCCUACUUUAGGCAGCACAAGAAGUACGGCCGGAAGGUGGUGGCGGAGGACGAUGGCGGCGGCGGCGGCGGUGCUGGCGGCGGCACAGGUACGGCAGCCGCUGCCGCAGGAGCUGCGGUUGCCGCUGCUGACGGGAAGAAACAGCAGCAAGCCAAGCGAAAGGCCCCAAGCGGCACAGCACUAGCAGCAAUGCCUUCGGGUCCAUCUGUUGCUGCUACGGCUGCUGGUGCCGCUGCUGCUGGUCCGGCACCUAAGCGCUCCCGGCAGGUCCAAUCUGCAGCGCCCGGGAACGCACCAAAGCCGGGUUUGCCGGAAACGGCGUCGCCGUCGGGCAUAGAAACGGCCUCCAACACGACCCGUUCCGGCGCUCCGUUUAGAGGCAGGGACGGGGCGGCUAUCAAGGCGACGGCGGUGGGUGGCAGGAGGGUUGCAACGCCACGAUUACCGGCGUCGCCACCGGCAGGCCGGCGAUUCACGCGGAGCGCAGCCGCGCCAGCGAUGGAUGUGGCGGUGGCGGUGGAGGAGGGGGAGAUCUGCCUGGGGACUCCUCCACCCGCUCUGGACACAAGCGCACGUGUGGUUGCCGCUGCUGCCACUGCUACUGCUGCUGCUGCUGUGGCUGCUGGAAACGCAGACGCAUCGGCGGUGAUGGAAGUCGAGGUGCAGCAAGCGCCGUCGCACGGCCCAUUGUCGGGUGCUGAGGGUCCGGUCUGUGGCCAGGCUGAGGGUUCUGCGACGGCGGCGGCGACUGUGGCGGCGCCGACUGACCCGUGGGACUAUUUGGAGCUGCAGACCGCUUUAUUUCGGUUCCGUGAGCUGCUGGGGAGCACGUGCCGGGUGGGUGAAGGCUGUGGCGGGGCAUUGCUUGGAGAUUCGUGUGCCUGGGGCUCGAUCCGGUUGAUCCGGUUUUGUGCCAAUAAUGCGCUGUUUGCGCUAUGACCUGUGCUGCUGCUGCUUCUCCUUUCACUACUUCUGAUGUCUUGCGCAGUUGCGCCUACACCGCUGCCGAUGCUUACAUUGAUGCUUCUUCUUCUUCUUCUUCUUGUUCGGCGACGUUACCCCACUCGCCCGCUCCUGUGUUGCCGUACAGUCGCUGGUAGAUCUGGAGAGCCAGCACAGCGUGGGGCUGCUGGGCGGACCCACGGGUCAGCAGCAGCUCCUAAACCCCUUUCCCGGCGCGAACCCGCUUGGCGGCGCCGCUGCUGGUGCUGUUGCGGGUCAGAUGCGCCCCGAAGAGGCGCCGCAGCCGCCCGGGGGUGCUCUUGGAGCCUCCUGGGAGUCGGUUGUACGGUUCAUGUACGACAAGCUGUGCGGGGGGAAUGCUGGGCUGAGGGCGCAUUUCCUGGCGGAUUUUGUGAUCCGGAGAUUACAGGGCCGAGUGUGGUCACGCCCGCUGGCGCUCAUCUUCGGCCCCCGGGCGGCCCAACUGGGGUUUGACGGAGAGGGGCCGCCCUCGUUGUCGCCGGAGCAAAAGCUGCUGUGGGCCGUAUCGCAGCGGAAGAUCUCAGAAGACAUGGCGAAGGCAGUGGCGGCGGCAAUGGCCCAUGGGUCGGCGUCGCCCGACGCCAGCAGCAGCACCAGUGCCAUUGACGCGUCGGGCGCCGGCGGCGCCGCCAAUGCCGCGCAGCCUGGUGCUUUAACCGCCGCCGCCGCUACCUCUUCCGUCGCGACCGACGCCGUUGGGCCUCAGCUCAGUGAUCCAUUCAUCACUCCAGAUCUGAUUCAGCACCUCGAGUAUACGGCACAUGACGUGGCGAUGGAGUUGUCCACGCUGCUUCUUGGGUUCACGCCGGCCCCGCCGCAGCUCCCAGCGGCAGGGGAUGCGGCGGCGGCGGCUGUAGCGGGGCUGCCGUCAUCGCCGCUACCGCAGCCCCUGGGAACGACGUCAGCGGCUGCUGCAGCUGCAGGGGGAGCUCCGCCAGCUGCGGCAAAGCUUUAUAUCACCGGCGGCGCCAGAGGAUGCGAGGGCGGCGAGGGAUUCCCUGCAAACACCGGUGGCAGGGGUCCGACGGGAACCUCAACUGAUGUAGCGAUGUCGAUGCCCACGGAAGCCGUCGUCGCCGCCGCCACCGCCACAGCAGCCACAGAUGAAGAUCCUGACGCUGCCGCUGCUGUUGCUGACCUGGACGGGGAGGUCAGGGACGUCAUCAAGCAGCUUCAUGUGCUGGUGCUAUCGGCACUGCGGCUGGGGCUGCUGGUGAAAGCCGCGCCAGAGCGCUUGGAGAUGCAGAUCGCGGCACCGGAUGACACCUAUACUGACCUACUCGAAGCGCGGGCGGCGGCGGCGGCGGCGGCAGCUUGUACGAGCGAGGAUGGUGAUGACGACGCGGGCGUACGAUCGGUCCCGGCGGAGGCGGUUCAGAUGUUGUACUCGUACGUCGACGCUGACGGAGGUACCGACGGGGCUGGCGGCGACGGCGGCGGCGGCAGCAGCGGCAGCGGCGGCACUGCGGCGAACGCUGCCGAGGUUGCCGGUCGCAGCACCAGCAACAACAAUAUUAACGACGUGACGGCGGCGGUGGU
Messenger RNA from Astrephomene gubernaculifera, 7169 nucleotides. The record is from the annotation of a GenBank genome assembly. Lineage: Eukaryota; Viridiplantae; Chlorophyta; Chlorophyceae; Chlamydomonadales; Astrephomenaceae.